Clupea harengus (Atlantic herring) is the source of this 2361-nucleotide messenger RNA. RefSeq lists its product as uncharacterized. Gene Ontology annotation, biological process: regulation of transcription by RNA polymerase II. Gene Ontology annotation, molecular function: DNA-binding transcription activator activity, RNA polymerase II-specific; RNA polymerase II cis-regulatory region sequence-specific DNA binding. The record is from RefSeq and is a predicted model, not a curated record. Gene Ontology annotation, cellular component: nucleus. Lineage: Eukaryota; Metazoa; Chordata; Actinopteri; Clupeiformes; Clupeidae.
UCCAUACUCCUUUAAAAGAUUCGAGCAGCCAAACAUAGGCCUUCUGGUUAAUGUAGUUCCUUUUGUGGCUGCUGGAACUUGCCGUGUAGAUACACAUGCGUGCGAAGCAUCCUCUUGAAACUGAAACCAAGUGGUACAUGCAAUACACAUACUAAACCAUUCAAAACUGCUAAGUUUUGAGUUGGUUUCAGCCGGUGUGUGCCCAAUACCGACAUGCAGUGAUCAGUUUCAUGGUUCUGUUUGAGAUUUGUGCACCUCUGCUUCCGAAGUGUUUUCUUCCACUGCAUUGCUCGGGCAGUGACUUUGUCCUUGUUGUAAUCACCAGAUGCAGUUUGUUGAUCAAGGAUGGAUGUGGCUUCUCACAACUGGGAUGCAGACCAAGAUUCAGAGGACUUUGUGAGGAACAGGCAGGCAGGAGAUGCUUUUUCCAAGCUGGCUGAACUGAUGGCUCAAGCUGAGCAAAAGCAGGAUGGUCACAAUCCAAAGUCUCUCCAGUCAGGUUUAUCCACAUGUGAAGAGUGUCACCAGGACUUCCCAGAUUUGGCAGGACUUGCUCGCCACCAACAGAAACUGCAUGCCCUGCGGAAGCCUCAUCGCUGCAAAGCAUGUGGCCAAGAGUUUGCUCUCCUCUCUACCCUUCAGUUGCACAAGUGCCCCAGCUCUUCCUCAGUCUGCCAGCUGUGCCAUGGGAAAGCCCAACGUGGCGCCCCUUGUUCCGCGUGCUCUUCUGAGCUGUCAGACCCUAAGGGUCUGCAGGAGCAGUCCCACCUCUACCAACACCGCCAUCACCAUGACAACAGCCCCUAUGCGUGUGCUCCCUGUGGUCGUGCUUUCAGCCACAAACAGGAGUUACUUUACCACCAGCAGGCAGGUGGAUGUCAGCCUGCUCCGCUUAGUCCCAAGGCUCCCAAACCCUCCACUGUCCUAUCAUCUUUCACUCCUGUCCCUACACCAACACCCUCAUAUGCUUCUCUUCCCCCAUCUCCCCCCAGGCCGGGAGUGUGCCAGUUUUGUCCAAGGGUUUUCCGCUCAGCCGCAGGACUGGCUAACCAUCAGCGUUUCUGGCAUCCAAGCCAGUGGGCAAAGAAUCCAACUAAACGUUCACAAAAAUCUGCAGGGAAAAUGAACGGUAAAACUUUGGAGAAAAUGCCAUAUUCAGAAUGUAAAAAUGCUUCAGACUCAGCAAAGAAAAGCGAUGCGAUCCAAAAGAAGGGCCAGCUGUUCCCCUGUCGCUCCUGUGACCGGGUGUUCUCCCAGACCGCCAUGCUGCAUCAGCACAGGAAAGAGGUACACCGGCGAGAGAAGAGACCCUGGCGGGAGCACAGACCAUCAGCUAAAAGCACAAGACAGAGGAAGAAAGGUGAAACUUACCCAUGCCUCAUCUGUGGCAAAGUGUUCCUCCACCACCUGACGCGUUGGGCACAUCUUCGCACCCACAGCGCCCAACAGCAGAGCCAGAUGCGAAAGGUUGCUAAAGGAGUGAAGCCAUCAAAGCCCACCAAGGAAACAAAGGCAGCUGAAAAGAAUCCCGCCAGAAAAACCAAAAAGACUAAAUGCAGCUCCACAUCAAAAGCAGGAAAAGUAGACACAAAGAAACAAAGGAGAAAGAGAGAGAACCUAGAGGAAGAUGGUGAGUUCCCGUGCCCAUCCUGUCUUGAGGUUUUCAGCUCUCCAGCUGCUCUCUGCAAGCAUGAGGAGGUUCAUCAGCCAGCAGAAAUCGUCAAUAAUUGCAGUAUUUGCAAUGAAGGAAUGCCCCCCAUUGAAGGAAGAGCCACUAUGCCUGAGCUAUUAUACCAUUGUGUGCCAUGCAGGGAGGCUUUUUUCUCUCUGAACAGCUUUUUGCAGCACUGCCAGAUGCACCUUCCUAGUGAUGAUAAUGGUGAAGGAUGUGACAGUGAUGACUGACUAAGUUUAUUAAGGGUUUUUGUGAAGCCAUCUCUCUCCUACCCGUCAGUGUUGUUCCUGGGCUAUAUACUUUAACUCAUGGUGAUGGUACUGAAUACAUGAUAAUGGUGAAGUGAUGUAUUGAUGAGUUUAUAUGAUGGUUCUAAAGGAUAGUUAUCACCAGCAACAGAAAGGUGUGGCAGUGUUUGCUAGAAUAAAAUAAAUUGCGUUGUGUAACUGUUGAUUUUUUUUUUCUUCCUCGGUCAGUUUACAUUUUUUAAUAGGUCUAAAUAUUUUUUAAGAAGACCUUCACCUGAGCCUUACAUUGAACCAAACUGUGCUUAAAAUGAUUUUAUCAAUGAGAGAUGGGGUUGAUGUUAUGCAUCAAGUGUAAUGGACACUGUGAUUCUUGUUUUGUACAAAAAGAUGGUCAUAGAUAAAAGCCAAAUGGUAGAACAUUAAAAUGAAUUAUCUCAA